Panicum virgatum (switchgrass) is the source of this 1864-nucleotide messenger RNA. Its product is annotated as filamin-A-interacting protein 1-like. Lineage: Eukaryota; Viridiplantae; Streptophyta; Magnoliopsida; Poales; Poaceae. The record is from RefSeq and is a predicted model, not a curated record. Bases 290 to 1561 code for a protein of 423 amino acids. The transcript has 7 exons.
UCUCUCGGCCCUUUCCUUUUCCCCGACCCCGUACUAACUACGAUUAGGGUUCCAAAUCGCGUUUAAGCGCUGCAAAAUCACUGGCGGGGCGUCGUCCUUGGAGUUGUCCUGCUGCUGGAUGCCACCUAGUGUCCCGUGUCGCCACCAGUGCGUGUCCUCGGAGCCGCGCCGCCGCCAGAGCUCGUCCUCGGGGCCGCCUCACUCCGGCGAUCGACGGAGACGGAUACGGAUACGGCCGGAGCCACCGCAGGCGGCGCUCGUGCGCUGCCUGCCGCCGGCAUCGUAGCAGAUGUCUGGUAGCUCUAACGGUCACUGCCCUGCUAAUGGUGCAAAAGUUCUUCAUAUUAGAGAUAGGAAUAAAGAGAAGGUACAGCUUGACAGAAAUGCAGCUUCUAGGGCCUGUCAGAAGGACAGACAAUAUAUUGAGAAAUUGGAAACAGAACUAAUGAACUGCUAUCAGGAAAUUGACUAUUUGCAGGAUCAGUUAAAUAUACGGAACGUUGAAGCAAACAUCAUGGGUGAGCAUAUUCACAGCCUUGAACUGAAGCUAACUGAACUUGAAAAGUUCCCGGAAAGAGUGAGAGUUAUGGACAAUGAGCUGAUACGAUCUGAUUCUCAGUGCUGGCUUCUGAUGGAAGAAGUCAGAUGUAAAGAAGAGGAGUUGCAAAAGGCAUCCUCACAGAUAGAGAAGCUUGAAAGUACGGUUUUAGAUUCACAAUGCGAAAUUGAGAGCUUGAAACUUGACUUAACUAAUCUUGAGCAGAGACUAUUUGAUGCUGAGAUCUUUGCCCAACAUGCCGCUGAGCACAAAGCUCGGAUCAACAAACUAUUGGGAGAACAUGAGCUCCAGCUGCGCGAAGCACAAAAAACUAUCGAUCAACUUGUACAGGAGAAUAAGCAAUUGAAGGAGUUGUCGCCUGUAAAAGGUCCAAAACAGUCCCCUUCUACAUCUGGGGAGCAACUUGACAAAACAUUGGAGAACGGUGGUCAUGCAGAAUAUGGAAAUGAUAAUUUAAUUCUUGAAAGGAUGGCAAAACAAAAUGAAGAAUCUGAACUUCUAAUUGAGCAGCUCAAGGAAGAGCUUCGAGAACAAAAGUUAAAGGCAAAAGAGGAUGCUGAUGAUCUCACCCAAGAAAUGGCUGAACUAAGAUACCAGAUAACAGGCAUGCUUGACGAAGAAUACAAGCGUCGAUCUUGCAUUGAACAGGCAGCUAUUCAACAUAUUCAGAAGCUGGAGACUCAGGUUUCCAAAGAGAAGACAAAAUUGAGUGGGGCACUUAGGCGAUUGCAGGAAUCACGUGAACUAGCUCACAAACAAGCUAUAGAGAUUAAGAAGUUGAAGGAUGCUUUAGAGAGGUUUAACUCCGCGGUGAACCUGGGGACAGUUUGCAAGUCUUGCUCUUGCGGGUUCUGUGCAAUGUUGAUGGAGUUGUCUAAUUGCUCGAUUGAAGGGCCAUCGGAUUCCAGAUCUACCAAAUCCAACCACAAUGAUGAGGAAUUACAGAACCAAGCGCAAAUAGAGUGGCAUCCUGAUGAAUCUUCAGGUGAUGAUGGUGGGUAGGAAGUUAGAUCGCACAAUGAUAUCAUGUACAUGCAUAAUUGAGUGUGCGAUUGACCAAUUGUUGUAGAUAAUUCUUUGGGUUCGCCAUUGCUGCCUGUAAAUGCAUAUGCAUUUUGUUACCUUAACUGUUCGACUUCCCAUAGUAAGCUUCCAAUGGGAGUUAAGCUACACUGCUGAUGGAGUAAAACAUUCAUCCUACGGACGGCAUGGCUACCGGUUGGGGUUCGUUUUUUACUAGUCGUACAAGCUCUUAGCUUUUUCUUUUUAUUAUGUACAUGCUCUUAGUUUAGAGAGGUAAUGACA